GUUGUAUUAGAGAGAUUGUCCCGAGCACAUUGCCUACCAGAGCCGACAUGGAGCGUCUAGAGAGAAGACUGCCUGUAGCUUUCCUCCUCCUUCUGCCUCUUCUGUAUGUCAGCUGUGUCUCCAAUAAAAAAACUACAGUAUCCUGGUGUGUAUUGUCGGACGCUGAAGAGCAGAAGUGUCUGGAUUUGGCCGGGAACGCCACAGCUCAGAAUAUAAGAGGAACUUUGCAAUGUGUCCGUGGCCUGAACACCAGAGACUGUAUAAACAAAAUCAAGAAUGGGACAGCAGAUGCUGCCUCCAUGUUUGCAGAUGACAUCUAUGCUGCUGGCUUCUGCCACGGCCUCGAGCUGGCUGCAGGAGAGUCCCACAACGGAGUAGAUGGUUUGAGCUACUACGUGGUGGCGAUGGCACGUCGCUCCUCCUCAGACCUUUCCCUGCUGGAGAUGCACGAGCGCAGCUCCUGUCACCCCGGAAUACGCACCACGGUGGGGUGGACUGUUCCUAUUGGCUACCUGGUCAACACUUCCCAGAUCAGCAUAGGGGAGCAGUGCAACUUCCCCAAAGCCAUCGGCAACUUCUUCGGUUAUAGCUGUGUGCCGGGUGUCAAGGACGCCCAGCACGACCCGAGAGGCAUCAACCCCAAGAACCUGUGCGAGGCCUGUAUAGGAGACGACAACGACAGACACAUCUGUGCCAACAACCACAGAGAGAGGCACUACGGAGAGGCAGGGGCGCUGAGGUGUGUGGCGGAGAACCUCGGGGAUGUGGCCUUUGUCAAACACACAACAAUCUUUGAAAAUUCUGACGGUAAGAACCAGGAGUCCUGGGCCCUGGAUCUGGAGCUGGAGGACCUAAAGCUGCUGUGCCCAGAUGGAACCGAGGCGGGUCUGGAUGAGUUUGACCGAUGCCACCUGGCAGCUGUCCCCACUAACGCUGUGGUGGUGCGCAUGGAGGACAAGUGUCGCGUCUGGAAGUACCUGGAACGUUUACAGAAUGCAUUUGGCAACGCCACGGAGGGCUUCCGUCUGUUCAGCUCAGCAGGCUACGGCGAAUCCGAUCUGCUCUUCAAUGAUGCCACCCACCACUUGCAGAGGGUUCUGGGUAGCUACACCUCUUGGCUGGGCCCUACUUACUCCACCAUGCUGCGAGCCUUCGAGUGUGAGGGCUUCUGCUGAUGGAGCAGGAGGAAGACAUCCACCGCGUCAACUUCCACCCCCCACCUCUGUCUCCGUCCUCCCUUUCUGCCUCUCCUUGCUGCCAUCUGUGUCCCUCUGCCACUCCAUCUUGCCAUCUCUCAUUUUCUAUGCUUUGCUUCUUGUGUUUUCUCCCUGAAUUUCCCCACCCAUUCUCUAUAUCAUUAUGACCCCCCCCCCCUCCUCCUCCAACCUAGUGCUUCACUUGCAGGUUAAAAGAGUUGUAGUUCUUAUGCUAUUGACAGAUGGUGUCUCUUUUUUUUUUUAAGAGGGGUUUGAUAAAGAUUUUUAGUGCAAAUACCCCAUAACCAUACAACAUCUCCGCCAAUAUUGAUUUAUACAUACAAAAACUGUCCUGUUAAAUGUAUGUUUGUCAAGAAAUUGUGUCCUUCUUGUUGCAUUGGCCUAAGUGUCGGUAUCACCCAUACACCCCCCACAGGGUCUGUCUCUGGCACUGAACAACUGGGUGCUAUUAACUUUGAGCUUAGAGGUCUCAGUUACUGUAUGUGUGUGUGUGUGAGAGUAUAGACUUUUUUCCCACAGCCAUUAUUGCCCUAAUUGGCAGUCUGGCAUAUCAUACUGUUUGUGUGUAAGUGAGAAAAAGUGUGUGUCUGUAAGUUUAUGUGCCUAUGUGUUAGUGUGCUGAUAGGAUUGCUGCUUUCCCAUGGCUUGUAUAGCUUAGGACUUAGGAUCACUGCUUUCUCACGUCUGGUAUGGUGGACCAGACUAUGCCAGCUCACAGUGUAUUGUUACACUAUACAGUUAGGAGAAACUGGAUUAGGGCUUGGGCUGCCACCAGUGACCCCUGAGUGAGCCUUUUUUCUUUUAAGCUUUGAUAAUUUUCUCAUCUGUUAAAACAUUUGCAUCAACCAAAACUCCCAAAAUGUGCUCUCCAAUACCUACUUUGUCUGUCCUGCUUCAACACGUAAAGGAAUACAGUAUGUGGAAUAAGUUUUUCUCCAAUUUAUCAUUCACACUUUAAGAUUCCAGUGGCGAGACGUUGAUAAUGACAGAAGUUACUAACAGGAAGAUGUCCUAGACAUGAUGUUACAAGCAGAAAUGAGUCAGUGCAGUGUGUAAUAUUAUCAAAGAAUUGUCACAAAGAAGAAUAUUACUGAAUACGACGCUAUGAAGAAAUGGUGAUUGUGAGCUAUUCAAGGAAGGGUAAUUA
Messenger RNA from Perca fluviatilis (European perch), 2364 nucleotides. RefSeq names its product otolith matrix protein. The record is from RefSeq and is a predicted model, not a curated record. The coding region runs from base 48 to 1175 and encodes 375 amino acids. Gene Ontology annotation, cellular component: early endosome; plasma membrane; recycling endosome. The transcript has 9 exons. NCBI's taxonomy places the organism in Eukaryota, Metazoa, Chordata, Actinopteri, Perciformes, Percidae. Gene Ontology annotation, biological process: iron ion transport.